This is a messenger RNA of Exophiala viscosa, 1113 nucleotides long. RefSeq lists its product as uncharacterized. Lineage: Eukaryota; Fungi; Ascomycota; Eurotiomycetes; Chaetothyriales; Herpotrichiellaceae. The transcript is spliced from 2 exons. The record is from RefSeq and is a predicted model, not a curated record. The coding region runs from base 1 to 1113 and encodes 370 amino acids.
AUGCCUCGCAAUCCAGCUGCAAAGAUGGUUGGCUCAGGUACGAAGGACACAUCUCAAGGUCCUGCUUCAGCAACUCCUCCUGUGUCUCAAAAGCGACCCUCAGCAAAGCUUGAUCCCCUCACAGGAUUAGCGGAACAUCUGGCGCCGAGGACCUUCACUGUCAAGAAGUACUACGAUACUCUGUCUGGUACUACAUCCGACAACUGCUCCUUCCAUUUGAAGCCUCAAGAUGAGGAAUUCUUCAUCACCGGAAUACCUGCAGAAGUACAGCAUCACUUCCGUGACAUUCUCAACGUCAUCCCCGGAGUCACCCUUUCGACGCUGGCUGGUCAUGGAUUUGUGUCCCACUCGGUUGCUUGGAGAGUCGGAAAAACCGUCACGACUUGGGGAAGAUGGGACGAGGUGGUCAAAGUUUUCAGCGCCAAACCACACAAGGAGGAAAUCUAUAAUGAUCUCGCAGUCGGUCUGGGUCGACGCGGACAUCCGAUCACAAAGAAGAAGGCAAGAUCGGAAACUUUUGAUAUCCAUGAGGAGAAGGGCAUGGCAGCAGGAGAAGGAGUCAAUACAUGUUCUGCAGCUGCUGAAGCCGUUUCCCACGAGCAACGGUCCCGCUCAACAUCUGGAGCGAAAAGUGGGAAUGUAGCAGGAGACGCAAGCCCCAUUGAGACCCAGCCUCAGACGCCAAUGCAUCCUUCAAUCUCCCCACGGCCAACAAAGCGUCCGCGCCCAGACGAGCCUGGAACGAUGUUCGACCGGGCGCUGAAAGGUUUCGAUCACUGGCGUGACACGCUCAGGGAGGCAUGUCGCUCUAGCAACGACAUGACCGAGGAAGUUGCGAAACUGAAAGCCGAUAAUGCGCGACUGGAAAAGGAGAAAAUUGCUACGCAGAAGGAGAACGAGGCCCUUCGGGCGAAGGCCACAAACAGCGCGGAACUCGAGACCGAACUUGCCAAAGUAAAGUCGGAGGACAGUCUGCUCAAGGCUGACAUCGAAGCACUGCAAGACCUCGUUGGAAUGUGGCUGGCUGGGGUGAACGUGGACAACUUCUUGAAGGAGGUCAGGGAGGGCAAGGAUGUGAAAGGGCCUUUCUUCGCUGCCAGCAUGAACAAGUGA